Carassius carassius (crucian carp) is the source of this 4701-nucleotide messenger RNA. RefSeq names its product transcription factor Sp2-like. Bases 1152 to 2954 code for a protein of 600 amino acids. The record is from RefSeq and is a predicted model, not a curated record. Gene Ontology annotation, molecular function: DNA-binding transcription factor activity, RNA polymerase II-specific; RNA polymerase II cis-regulatory region sequence-specific DNA binding. Gene Ontology annotation, biological process: regulation of transcription by RNA polymerase II. The transcript is spliced from 7 exons. Lineage: Eukaryota; Metazoa; Chordata; Actinopteri; Cypriniformes; Cyprinidae.
GGAAUUAUAACGUUGGUGUUUAUAUUAUUAUGUUACUUUCUUAAACAUUUUCUCGAGCGAAUUAACCGAUAUAUAUUUCAUAUCGUAGCUAGCACGCACGGGUUUUAAAAAUUACGCGUAGCACGUCGGUUCUACCAAAUGCACACUUCCGGAAUCGCGGUUCUUUUCCGCAGCGAAGAGUUUAUCUGGCUAGUUAGCACUUUAGCAUGCUAAGCCAGCAGUUUCCUCCUCCAUCAGCGCACUCGACUGUGUCUGCCUGCGGACAGAAUUACCCUUUAGCCACGCUCGUAGAAAGACAUGUAAACAUGUAGGCGGCUGAUUAAAACAUAUAAAGUCAGGUUAAAUCGAUAUUUUAAUGAAUUUCAUUUGCAUAUCUCAACCACUUGCAGGUAUCUGACGUUUAGCCUGUUAACGUUAGCCGCUGGUUUCAGGCUGCAGCUUUAACCAAACUGCAUUCUUUUGGCAUAAAAACAUGAUUUCUCCCCUUCAAGCACGAAUGUCUCUGUAAACACCCAAGGCUUGGUUAUCAGUGCUUGUGUCCUGAUUUUCAGUCUGAUUAGCUUGUAAUGAGAGCAAGUCCUUUAUGUAGCAAAGUUGGGAAAUCCGUUAAAUAUAGCAUUAAGAUCACUGUGGUGUCAUUUCUUAAGACUUACUAUGAUUUUGAUCCCAUUCCAGUAAAUGUGGAUAAACCGUUAACUUUGUUAGUUUUGACAGCCAAAUAUCAGCCACCACAACAUCAAGUAUUUAUUUGGGUUGGGAUCUGAGUACAUGUGAGGACAGAGCUGGGUGUUUACCAUAUAGAUGUAUACACACUAGAGUGGUUUAUUACAGGUGUCGCCUCCUUAGCUACAAUGUCAUAAGUGAUAGUGCAUGCCAUUCAUGUUAUUGAUUGUUUAUUUAUUAUUAUCAGUUCAUUUGAUUUCUUCAGUAUUUUCAGUUUCUAUGCAUACAUUAAUCACAAUGCUGUGGUGCUUUGGAAAAUAAGGACACCGCAGGCGUGUGCAGUCGAAGCACUGAAUUAAUUUGCCUUCAGUAGUGCAAAGAACUCCUGCUGCAUUUUUUCAUUCCCCAAUGGAAAUCACAGUUGGAGAGUUCUGGUGUUUUCUUUGCAUAAAAAGAUUCACCUUCUUCUCGCAGAUCAAAAGGACAGUAUGGCCACCACUGUCGCAGUCAGCCCCAGUGAAUAUCUUCAGCCCUCCACCAACACUUCUCAAGAUUCCCAGCCCUCCCCGCUGGCACUUCUGGCAGCUACCUGCAGUAAGAUUGGGCCUCCGGCUGCCCAGGCCCCGGUCAGCACUCCACCGUCUCAGCCAACCACACGCCGUCUGCACCCCAUCAAGCCCGCCCCUAUUGCCCCAGCUCCACCCAAAAACUUUGGGUUCCUCUCAGCCAAAGGAAAUGUUAUCCAGCUGCCCGCGGGACUCGGUUCGUCAGGGGCCAGCCCUAUUGUCUUCACUAUUCAGAGCCCUUCACGUCCAGCAGGCACAUCCACUGCCAACAUCCAGUACCAAGUGAUUCCUCAAUUCCAGGGCUCUCAGACCAUUCAAAUGAUGCCUCAGGGAGGACAGAUCCAGAUCAUCCCUGGAACCAAUCAAGCCAUCAUCACCUCACCUGUCACAGUUCAGGCUGCCCCGCCCCCUCUGGCCCCGACACCGACCCUCCAGCAGAAGAGGGUGAUGAUCAAGCCAUCCUCUCAAAAGCGGCGGCAGAAUAAUGCCAGUGUAAAUGCUAACGUUGUACGGCUCCCUAGUGGACUUACGCUCCCACUAAAUGUUACUACUAGUGAGGUGGGAGGAGCGCAGGUUUUAACAGAGACUGCUGCUGCUCCGGUGAAGGGCAAGAGGGGGAGGAAGAGACAAGUGGCUAUAGCCCCGCCCACCCCGGCCCCUCAGCCGGCCUCACCGCCACAUGUAGCUGAACAGGUUGAAGCCUUACUAAUAGAGACCACAGCCGACAACAUUAUUCAGGCAGGAAAUAAUCUCCUGAUAGUGCAGAGUCCAGGAGGGAAUCAGCCUGCCGUGUUGCAGCAGGUGCAGUUGGUUCAGCAGAAAUCAGAUCAGCAGGUCGUUCAGAUCCCCCCGCAGGCUCUAAAAGUGGUACAGGCUGCCUCUGCCACACUUCCCCCUGUACCACAGAGACAGACAGUCACGCCCAGUGUGCAGGUGUCCCCCUCAGAACCCACACAGUUGCUGUUUAAAACGGCCUCAGGUGAAUGGCAAGCUGUACAGAUACAGGAGACAACUGUAACCACACCAACAACACCCACCACCACCCCCACACCUGCGGUGGUCUCUAAAAAGGCUCAAUCAGGAACACGGAAAGAAAGGACUCUCCCUAAAAUUGCCCCAGCUGGAGGGGGUCUCAUAACACUGAAUGCAGCCCAGCUAGCUUCUGCUGCUCAGGCAGUUCAGACCAUCAGUAUUAAUGGUGUCCAGGUGCAGGGUGUUCCUGUAACAAUCACCAACGCUGGGGGCCAGCAGCAUCUCACAGUGCAGACGGUUCCAGGUACAGGUCUGCAGCUGGGCGGUGUGCAGACACAGACACAGACCAUGCAGGUGGAACAGACACAGACACUCGCACUGGAGCUGCAGAGUCAGCCAGGAGAGAAAAAACGCCGUAUGGCCUGCACCUGUCCGAACUGCAAAGACGCAGAGAAGAGGCCGGGAGAAGUGGGGAAAAGAAAACACAUCUGUCACAUAGCAGGCUGUGAAAAGACCUUUCGAAAGACUUCCCUGCUGCGGGCACAUGUCCGACUGCACACGGGAGAGAGACCCUUUGUGUGCAGCUGGGUCUUCUGCGGAAAACGGUUCACACGCAGUGACGAACUGCAACGACAUGCCAGGACACACACAGGAGACAAGCGUUUUGAGUGCAGUAAGUGUCAGAAACGUUUCAUGCGCAGUGACCACCUCACGAAGCAUUACAAAACACACAUCAACACAAAGAGCCUGUGAACAUCGUUUAUCACGGCGUUUCAAGACCUUUGAGAGGAGAUGAGAAAGAAAAACGCUGUUCCCGGGGCUUGAAGGAUGGGAGGAAACAGAGGUCAACCUGCCUUCAAAUGUACAAUAUGGGCUGGGAAAGUCACCUGUUUUGACCAGCCGUUUCAGGGUAAACUGUCCACAUUUUUACUCACCCUCAUCAACAGAGGAAGGCUGGCUGGCCGUAAAAUGUGGCCCUCAACUGAGAUUCAUGAAGGACAUGGAUGCCAGUUGUGUCUUGACUUGAUACCUCUGGUAUACGGAGUCGAAAAGAUGUCUGUCUCAGCAGAAACAGACGCUUCAACCAAAAAAAGAGGUUAAUUUCCCUCAUUAUUUACAUUUUUGUUUAUGUAUAUGUUUUUGGUUGUUUUAGCUAAACCAAGCCCCUCACAUGAAGUGUAGCAGCUAGUGGACAGUGUUUCCUGGCUUUUUUUUGCGUAAAUGUUUGUUUUCUUACAUACAAACAUACAUUUGUACAUAUUAUGGCAAAAUUGAAUACAAAAGUGACGCUUUGGACAAACUCUUUGACCCAGUUAAAUUAUAUUCAGUUGUUAAAUGAUUUUUUGGAAUUGUAAACUUAAGCUUGAACUUUUGUAUGACUUUGGUUGAUUGUUUUUAAUAUUAGUAGAGGUUUUGGAAAAUGAUAUUUUGGCUUUUACGUGCAUGUCCAUAUUAGACAAUCAUGUCUUGUAUAGAGGCGAGAAACAAGAGAGUAAAUAUGUUGGGACUUGCUACCUGUUGAAAGGUUAAUCGACACAUAAAAUAAGGAAUUAAUUUAUAAAAAUAAAAAGCUUAAAUUGCAUUGAAUGUAUGCAGGAUGUGUCUUUAUUUAAAGACUGCAAAUGUAUCCAUUCAAAAAUGUAGAUACAAACUCAUGUUUAUGUUCUCAUGUAAAGCAGGAAAAAAAUAUCUCGCAAAAUAGGACACAAUGUGAUGAAAAUGUGAUUGUGGUUCCAUUAUACCAUCAGAAAUGUUUGAUUUCGUUUACGGAACAUGUAAACCGGCUACAUGCUGAUGGGUUUAAUGGUUCGUUCAAUUCAGUCAUUCCAUUUAAGUUGAUCUAAGCUUUUGUCCAAGCUCUCUAAAAGAGGCCUUAAGAAGAAAAGAAAUCUGUGCUUAUGUAUGUUUGUAUAGUGUCUGAGUUCAUACUGUUGUAUUUGGGUGUAAAAUGUAGGACAAUUGUUACACAAAUGUGUAUUGGCUAUUGUUGCCAAACAUGAAAUCUGUGGACUGUGUACAGUGUAAAUGAGAAGGAAAAAAAGCAGCAUUGUAUAGUUUCAUUCCUGUAAUAUGUAAUAAUAAUAGAUUACCCUUUUUAUUGACUAAAAGUUGCCUUAGUCUGCAGCACCCCAUAUUUAAAGAGUCUUUUUCCAGGGAAAUGCAUUUGUAGACCUGCUUUAUUUUUCCUUUUAUUGUUAUUUUUUAACUUAUAAAGUGUAAAGAAAUGUCAAUUUAUGUGCACUGACCAAAUUCAGGGUUUUCACUGAGUGGAUCAUUUAAUUUUCUGGUUCGUGUACCUACAUCUGAUUUUACAAAAUAAAAGUUCUUUAGCUCGCCUUGAUAAAAACCCCACAUUUAAAGAGCCCCGACUUUGAAAAUCGGUAUGUAACCCUGUGUUUGUAUAACUUGUAUUGCGGAGCUUAGACCAGAGAACUUGCUAUCUUUUUCUACAGUCAGACCACCGCUCACUCACCUAAUAAAGCAUUACAGACUGAGUGUU